Darwinula stevensoni is the source of this 818-nucleotide messenger RNA. The record is from the annotation of a GenBank genome assembly. Lineage: Eukaryota; Metazoa; Arthropoda; Ostracoda; Podocopida; Darwinulidae.
ACGUUUCAGGUUACCGUGAACUUCUUUAAAAUGGCGCAAAGACGGUGGCAGUCUGCUGCUGGCUAGCUGGAACUUAAAUCCGCAGAGCUCUUCUCUUCGUGAUGUAUUUGAUGUCUAUCUCAUUUGCCACGCAGUCUGCAGCUCGGGCAUUCCACAUGUUUGGAAGCAGAGGAGCUAAUCCCAGGAAUUAUGUGCUGAGGUAUUUGCUUCAGGAGCAUAUUUGCAUGAAGACUGGAGUUAGGACAGUUCAAACUCAGAUCAAGACAGACAAUGAGUUUGACUCCCCAGUCAAACUCACUGAUAGUUGUGUUGCACGGCUAAAGACAAUAGCCAAAGGGAAGUGCCUCAGAGUUGAUGUUGAGGGCGGUGGAUGCUCAGGCUUUCAAUACCUUUUUAAGUUGGAUGGCACCAUUCAUGAUGGUGAUGUAGUCAUAGAAAGAGAUGGAGUGAAGCUGGUGGUAGAUGAAACUGCUCUGGAAUACCUGAAAGGAUCAACAGUUGACUAUCAUGAGGAGCUGAUUCGUUCUGCAUUUCGUGUGAUCAACAACCCCCAGUCAGAACAGGGUUGUUCAUGUGGUGCUUCUUUCUCCAUCAAAUUGUGAUAGCAGUUUGACAUUUUCAUGCCAUUAGUUUAAGAUCCAUUAUGCAAUAGGAUGGAUGCAAAGGGCAAUGGGUGUGCAAUAUUUCAAAGUAAAAUCCCUAUGGUGCUUUCAGAUGAAUAGUUUUCUCCUGUUGACAAAAAAUUGUUUGAUGUCCUUUGAAUCUUGAAUUUGGUGUGCAAUCACUUUGAGAAAAAAAGUCAUUGUAUUUUGUGUUAG